UUUUUUUGUCCUGGUAGAUAAAUAAAUUCAAACAAAAUGAGUAGAAUGGAAGCUACUAGACAAGGUGCUUACAAAGGCAACACUAUAAAUACCAAUGAAUCACGUUUGCGACGCCAUGAGGUCACCGUGGAAUUGCGUAAAUCCAAAAAAGAGGAUCAAAUGUUCAAAAGGCGCAACAUUAAUGAGGAAGAUGUAACAUCACCGCUCAAAGAGUCCAAUGGCCAGUCACCGGUACAAAUGACCGUAGAUGAAAUAGUUGCGGCCAUGCACAGCACUGAGCCAGACAGACAAUUUGCUGGCAUGCAGGCAGCCCGUAAAAUGUUGUCUCGUGAACGUAAUCCUCCCAUUGAUCUAAUGAUUGGCCAUGGCAUUGUGCCCAUUUGCAUAAGAUUUUUACAAAACUUUGAAAACACUUUGCUGCAAUUCGAGGCGGCCUGGGCUUUAACCAACAUUGCCUCCGGCACUUCGGAACAAACACGUUGUGUGAUUGAAAACAAUGCUGUGCCACAUUUCAUUGCUUUGCUACAAUCGAAAAACAUUAAUUUAGCCGAACAGGCUGUCUGGGCUUUGGGUAAUAUUGCCGGGGAUGGUGCUGCUGCCCGUGAUAUUGUCAUCCAGCACAAUGUUAUUGAUGGCAUAUUGAGUUUGUGCAAUGACAGCACUCCCAUUUCGUUUUUGCGCAACAUUGUUUGGUUAAUGUCGAAUUUGUGUCGUAAUAAGAAUCCCUCACCUCCCUUUGCGGAAAUCAAACGUUUACUGCCUGUGUUGUCGCAGCUGUUGUGUGGCACAGAUAUUCAGGUGUUGGCUGAUGCCUGUUGGGCUUUGUCUUACGUUACGGACGAUGAGAAUCAAAAGAUACAGGCUGUGGUUGAUACCGGUGCUGUGCAACGUUUGGUUGCCUUGUUGGGCACUGAUGAGCCGGCCAUUAUUGUGCCGGCUUUGCGUAGUGUUGGUAAUAUUGUUACUGGAACUGAUCAACAGACUGAUGCCGUAAUUGCUGCUGGCGGUUUACCUAAGUUGGGUAUUUUAUUACAACAUGCAAAGAAUAAUAUUGUCAAGGAAGCUGCCUGGACUAUAAGUAAUAUAACAGCCGGAAAUCAAAAACAAAUACAAGCUGUUAUUGAUGCGGACAUUUUCACCCAAAUACGUAAUGUCCUGGAAAAGGGAGACUUUAAAUCACAAAAGGAGGCCGCCUGGGCUGUUACCAACACCACCACAUCCGGCACUCCCGAACAGAUAAUCGAUCUAAUUGAAAAAUAUCAAAUACUAAAACCAUUCUGUGAUUUACUUGAUGCCCGAGAUCCGCGUACCAUUAAGGUGGUGCUGACCGGCCUAUCGAAUCUGUUUGCUUUGGCUGAUAGAUUGGGUGGUGCGGAAAAUCUGUGUCUUAUGGUGGAGGAAAUGGGCGGUUUGGACAAAUUGGAGAAUUUGCAACAGCAUGAAAACGAAGAGGUCUACAAGAAAGCCUAUGCCAUUGUGGAUGCUUACUUUAGCAGUGGUGAUGGUGCUGAAUCGGAGUUGGCACCCCAAGAAGUUAAUGGUGCUUUGGAAUUUAAUGCACAACAAACAAAAGCCCCUGAGGGUGGUUUUACCUUUUAAACAUUUAAACUGUACAACGAACGAAUGAACGAACACACAUUCCCCCAUUUAAAUUUUCAUUUAUUUUUAUUAUUAUUAUAAUUUUAUAUGUAUUUGUUUCCUUUGCUCAACAAAACUGAUUACUUAAGCUUCAUAAUAAAGCAAUUGCUUUUGUAGUAGUAGUAGGAGUGUUAGUUAAGUAA
Molecule: messenger RNA, 1781 nt
Organism: Calliphora vicina (urban bluebottle blowfly)
Lineage: Eukaryota; Metazoa; Arthropoda; Insecta; Diptera; Calliphoridae
Gene: Pen
Product: Pendulin
Exons: 5
Coding region: 37-1599 (520 amino acids)
Biological process (GO): NLS-bearing protein import into nucleus
Cellular component (GO): cytoplasm; nucleus
Molecular function (GO): nuclear import signal receptor activity; protein binding
Source: RefSeq, a predicted model, not a curated record